AUGGCCCGGGCGCUGCUGGUCCUGCUCACCGGCGUCACCACCCUGCUGCUGGUGGGGGCCGAGGGUCCCCCCGCAGGCACCCCGCUGGUCGGGGGCGGGGGGGCCCGGCCAGGCUCCCUGGGGUGCCAGCGUCCCCCCGACACCGAGGACGAUGGGCUCCAGCCGAGUGACGAGGACAUCAUGAGCGGGGGGGGGCUGCCCCCCGGCACGGUGCGCUGUGCCCUCUGCAAGCGGGUGGUGAAGGCGCUCAAGGGCAUCGUGGUCGACCCCAAGGACAAGGGGGGGGUGGCCCGUGUCACCCACCGCGUGUGCGGGCGGCUGUGGGUGGGGAGGGGGCUCUGCCAACGCCUCCUGUCCCACGCCCUGGCGCGCAUCGAGGCGGCCAUGAAGCGGCACGAGACCCCUGCCCACCUCUGCGCCCACCUCCGGUGGUGCCCCCCGUGGCCCUGAGGGCCCCCAGGCACCAGCCAGCUCCGAGGGCACCCGAUGUCACCAACGUCCCCCCGCGCCGUGGGCCACCCCGCGGACAGCUCAAUAAAGUCUUUGUCACUGCAGGAGUGGCACCAUGUCUGUCCCCCACCACCGCGGGCACUGGGGUGGGAUGGGGACACGGGGACCCUGAUGAGGACAUGGGGACCCCAAUGGGGACAUCGCCAUGGGGGACACGGGGGCACGGGGACAGGAGGGUGGGGUGACGGUGUGGCAGCCCCCAGGUGUCCCUGUGGCUGGGACACACGUGUCCCCACGAUGCUGGCACCGUCCCAGCGGCCACCUCCCGCCCGGGGCUAUAAGAGGCUGUGGGUUUCGGCCCUGCCAGCGCCGCCAUGGCACCGCCACCGUCACCCGCGCUGACACUGCUCCUCGCCCUGCUCUGUGCCACCCCAGCGUGGGCGCUGACGGCGGCCACAGGGCUGGGGGUGCUGGGGGGCCGCUGCGGGGCACCCCCCUCCGCCUGGUGCCAGAGCUGGGAGACGGCGCUGCGCUGCGGGGCCCUGGGGCACUGCGCCCGCGCAGUGUGGGCACCCCCCGGCACGGACAUAUGCGCCGACUGCCAGCAGAUCAUCACCCUCCUCAUCCACAUGGCCAACGAGUCGGCCACCAAGGUGGCUGUGGAGGGCUUCCUGCGGCGGGAGUGCGCGGCGCUGCCGGUGCCCACCAUGGUGCCACCCUGCCAGAACCUGGUGCACGAGUACUUCAGCCUCCUCCUCACUGACCUCGAGGGACACCUCAAGCCCUCAGCCGUCUGCGCCCGCCUGGAUCUGUGCCCGGGCAAGUCUGGGGGGGGCCCAGCCGUGCUCCCCCUCGGGACACUCAGCGCCCGCCUGCAGGUCGCCGCCAGGGAGGCCCUGCCCAUGCCGCUGCCGCUGUGCUGGCUCUGCCGCACCUUCCUGGCCCGUGCCGAGGCCGCUGUCCCCAAGGAGGGGGUGGCGGCGGCGGCAGCGGGGCUGUGCCGAGUGCUGCCGGCGGUGGUGGCGGGCGCCUGCCAGUGCCUGGCGCAGCGGUACGCCGUGCUGGCGCUGGAGGCGGUGCUGGGACGCCUGGGCCCCCACCUGCUGUGUCACCUGCUCCUCGCCUGCCGCUCUGAGGACGGUUAUGGCCUGUUGUCACCGCCCGGGCGUCCCCUCGACGACACCGCGGCCCCGCCGGCUGCUUGUGCCAGCGGCGAGGAACUGGCACCAGGCCACCCCCUCCCUGUGCUGUCCCCAAACCCGGGACCCUGCAUCCUGGGCCCGUCCUACUGGUGCUCCAGCCCCGAGGCCGCCCGCCGCUGCCAGGUGAGCUGGGGACAAGGGGGGGGACAAAGGGGACAAGGAAGAGGGGGGGACAGACCUGGCGCCCGCCUUGCCCCCAGCUCACCCCGCUCCGUUCUCCCCCAGGCCCUGCAGCACUGCCGCGAGCACGUCUGGGCAUAGGGGGGGGGCACAAGAAACCCCCCACUCAUCCCCCUCGCCCCCAAAUAAAGCUUGGAUACCGCC
Chroicocephalus ridibundus (black-headed gull) is the source of this 1976-nucleotide messenger RNA. It is a transcript of the gene SFTPB, whose product is annotated as surfactant protein B. Bases 825 to 1913 code for a protein of 362 amino acids. The record is from RefSeq and is a predicted model, not a curated record. The transcript is spliced from 11 exons. Gene Ontology annotation, cellular component: alveolar lamellar body; multivesicular body. Lineage: Eukaryota; Metazoa; Chordata; Aves; Charadriiformes; Laridae.